AUCAAAGUUCUUACGGAAGCUCAAUUCAUAGAAGUACCAUAAUUCUUUGUAUCGCUAUUUACAAAACACGUUCUUUAACUUCAUGACAUUUACUAGGGACCACAGUCCCGUACACAAAAACACAGCAAUUAAAUGAAAUAGUGAGUCUUUUUAAAAAAAUAAAGAGCACGGAAGUGUUACGGAAACGGUACGUGUUAGCCUCCGGAAGUUGUUGUCUCUACCGCUCUCAUGACUAACCCGGAAUGAACAAAAAACAAUAGGAGUUGCCUGUUGUGUAAAAAGCUCUGCUUUGUCCUCUUCGUCAACUAAGUUGCUGAUUUGGAUGCGUGUUGUAUGGAAGGUGAAGAGACUUGUUUGUCAAUGGCUUAACUGAAAGGGAACCAGAUAUACAUCAGGCUACAGUAAUUCAGACUUUGGAGGUGGUGCUGUAAACAUUCCAUUUCAUACAAGGAAAUAAUGGAAAACCGUAAGAAACUCCCAACUUCAUUGUCUGUUAGCCCUUAUGAGUUUGAACUAGAAGAGAACAAGUCCAAACUGAUUGCUCUCCAGUCAAGUCACAGUGAAACAAAUGUCUUGAAAUGUUCCACCAGUGAAGGGAGUUUGGAACUGCUAAACUCACAGAUACAGCAACAGAUGAACAAUGCAGAGGAAGAAUUUAUAUGUAGUUACUGCGGAAUGUGUAUUACGGGGCGAGCCAAUUUCUCAAGUCAUCAAAGGACACAUGUAGAGAAAAAAUUUCCUCCUUGUGAGUCUUGUGGGGUGCGCUUGACCAGUCAGGAACAUAUUUAUCACCAUCACCGAGUUCACACAGAAAGUCAAACUUUAGAUAUACAGCAGUCUGUGCAAACAGCUCCCCAACCAGUUAAUCAAAGAAAAAAUUCUUUUAAGUGUUCUGAGUGUGGGCAGUCUUUCUGUCUGUCACUGGCUCUUCGAAAUCACCAGAGGAUUCACGAAAGAGAAAAAAUGUUUAAAAGUGCAGAAGAUGGGAAGGCCCUUCCAUGUGAAUCAUCUUCUAGUCCUACCCAGUUGUCCAUGAAGCAGGUAAAAUUGGCAGAAUCAAAGAUUUUCAAUCCACAAUCCUCUUUAACUGACCAAAAGGCCAUUCAAAUGAAAGAAAAAUCCUUUAGGUGUAAUGACUGUGGGCAGUUUUUCACCCAGUUACUAGGACUGCAUAACCAUCGACGUAUUCAUAACAGAGAGAAGUCUUUUAUGAGAAGUAUUACUGGGACAGAUGUACACCAGUCCGUGUCCAACAGCCAGCAGCUGGUUAAGGCAGAUGCAAAAGUUUUGAACUCUGCAGAAAAUGAGAAGGGUUUAACUCCACAGUCGUCUGUUCCUAAUAACCUAAACAUUGAUAAAGGAAAAAAAAAAUCUCCAUUAGCAGAGAGAGACUAUUUAAUUCGGCCAUCUCUUCUAAUUCACCACCAGCAAAUUCAAGCGAGUGAAAAGUUUUACACAUGUUCUGAAUGUGGGCAGAGUUUCAGACAGCAUUCUUCUCUUUUUAAUCACCAACUGGCUCAUAUCAGAGAAGAAAACAAAAUUAAUUUGAGCCAGGACAUCAGAGAAUCUUCAGAGUUUGGCAAGGUAGACUCAGGGAAGCUGUUCAGAUGUGCUGACUUUGUAGGAGGUUUUGGACAGCAGGCACAGCAGCAGAACCAGAAUGGCAGUAAAUGUUUCAAAUGCUCUUAUUGUAGAAAAGCUUUCUCUCGGAAGGCCCAUCUGAUUUCUCAUAAACAGACUCACACAAGCAAAAAGCGUUUUCAUUGUCCUGACUGUGGUAGGAGCUUCAUCUAUCAACCAUCCCUUACAAAUCACAGGCGAAUUCAUUCAGCAGAAAAACCUUUUAAAUGCAGUUUUUGUAGAAAAGGCUACAGGCUUUGGCCAGCUCUUGCUGUGCAUCGACGAAUUCACACACAAGGCCAUCCUUUCCACUGUGUAAAUUGUGGAAAGAGUUUUAAGCUUCGGCAGUCCCUUAUUUAUCAUAGGCAAAUUCAUACAAGAGAAAAGCCCUUUAAGUGUACUUUCUGUGAAAAGAGUUAUAAAUGUCAAACAUUACUUGCUAAUCAUUUGGAAUGUUCACAUACAGUCUCUUGGCAAACUUCUGAGAUUGAAGCAGUGCUGAUUUCAUGAACUGUAACUUUGACCCUAACUUAAGAAUGAGGUCCAUUCCUGCCACAUUAAAAAUCAUAAAUACUUGGAAAAAUAAAAAAAGACUUCUUAUGCUGUUAUUUCAGCUUUCUCAAAAGAGCAAAACUUUGAAUGUACUGAUUCCAGGAAAAGGUCAGAAACAUUAAUGUAUUUUGACAAAGUGUGAAAAGACAAUUGGCUGAACAAUGUUAAGUCUGAUUUGUUUUGUGUAAUUGUAGAACAGUAAUCCUUUUUGGAAUCGCCAUUUUAGAAUUAAAGUGCUUUGCUGA
Molecule: messenger RNA, 2417 nt
Organism: Protopterus annectens (West African lungfish)
Lineage: Eukaryota; Metazoa; Chordata; Ceratodontiformes; Protopteridae
Product: zinc finger protein 850-like
Exons: 4
Coding region: 457-2130 (557 amino acids)
Source: RefSeq, a predicted model, not a curated record